Molecule: messenger RNA, 3459 nt
Organism: Sphaeramia orbicularis (orbiculate cardinalfish)
Lineage: Eukaryota; Metazoa; Chordata; Actinopteri; Kurtiformes; Apogonidae
Product: immunoglobulin lambda-like polypeptide 5
Exons: 4
Coding region: 1083-1712 (209 amino acids)
Source: RefSeq, a predicted model, not a curated record
CCCCCGUCAAACCGCACCAGGGUUUCGGCCGAGCCGCAGGGGCUGAUGGGAGGUCGUAGGAGCUGUUAGAAAGCAGGCGGCCCUGGUCUGAUGUCACAGCUCGUCCUGGUUUGUCCUCAGCUGCAGCAGACGCCGCUUCGGCUCAGGUUCACCAGAGGAAAUGCCACAAAAUGCUUCUGCUACCACCGGCUGCUCUGUGCUGUCUGUGUUCAGCACUGGUCGCCACGGCAACACAGCUGAUUCAGGAGGAUGUAACACUGACCAGGAGAGUCGGUCAACAAGUCUCCUUCAGCUGUGGAGGAACUGAGAAGUGUGAUUUAAGUUAUAUUUUGUGGUACCAGAAGAAAGACACAGAAACAUUUAAACUGAUUCUGGUUAUUGAUAUGAGUGAUGGUAACUUAUAUAAAAGUUACAAUCAUCCUCAGAAAGAUGAUUUCUCAUCUGUACGUAAAGGUAAAGGUGUUGAGCUGCAGAUCCAGACAGUUAAACCCUCUCAUUCAGCCUCGUACUACUGCAGCUGUUGGAAGUCAGGAACCACAGUGAUAAAAGACUCCUGAAGUCUGCACAAAAACCUCCAGAUGAAGAAACAUCAACCAGCGUUAGUGACAGGAACAGAACAGGAAACCACGGCAACCAUCCCAUAGUUCAGCUCCAUCUCAGACACAAACUAACUGAUCUGAGGACACUUUGAAUCCCAUAGAUUUCAUAUUAUGAAGCAGAUUUGACACAUUUGAACAGGUUUAAUGUUGGAAAAAACGGAGCAUAAAAGUCAGAGUCCAAAGGACAAACAGGAUAAACCUGAAGAGUCAUGGACACGGACCAAUGUUGGACUCAGAGUUGGACCCAUGAAAAUGGACAGACAAUGAAAACCACUGCUGUGUUUGUCCACAGUUCAAAAGUGAGGAUGUGAAGUGAAUCCUCUGGAGACCAUGAAUGCGAAUCCAUCCAUCAGUGGGUCCAGAUCCAGUCCAUGUGGACUAAAGGACUGAGGACCUGAACCACGUUCAUCCACAGAGUCAAAGUGAUGCAGAAAAGACAAAGACAAAACCGUCCUGUUGACGUGGACAUGAGACAAACACAUCAUGGAUCUGGAACCUGAUCCUGGUUCAUCAUCUGGACACGUUCAGUCCACGUCAGCCCACGGUGGUGGAGCCCACAGGUUUUUGUACCAACAGAUUUCACUGUGGUACAUGAUCUUUGGUUCUGGGACUAAACUGUACGUAACAGGUGAUCGGCCGCUGAAGCCCGUGGUGGACGUGUACCAGGCGGCGUCCACAGCCCACCUGGACGGGAAGACCUCCCUGCUGUGUGUGGCCUCAGGCAUGUUUCCUCCUGAGGUCCGGUUCUCCUGGAAAAGACAGAAGGGCAACGGAGCUGUGGAGGAUCUGCCCGACGCUGAGGGAGAACAGCUGGAGGUCCAAGAGUCUGGACGCAGAACCGCCAUCAGGACCGUCCAUCACAAUCACCACAGCUCAGAGAAAUACUGGUGCACGGUCCAGCACGAGGGGGGGGCGGUGAUGGCCCAGACCCAACAAGAGGUUCCAGCUCUUCCACCAACCCCGACAGUCCCACCGACUCCUGGUCCUCCUGGUCCUCCUGGUCCUCCUGUCCAGCCCUGGGACUCCCAGCGUCUGUCUUGUCUGUUUUACUCAGUUCUGAUAAUGAAGAGUCUGCUUUACUGCUGUGGACUCUGUGUAAGGAGUCUAAUGUAGAACAUCCACCUGCUCCACACAACCAUGGAAAUAUAUAUACAUAUAUAUGCAGGGUGUCCCAAAACAUCUGACAACAUUUCAUCAUCUAAUAAUUUGUUUAAACUUUCUUUGCUCUUUUUGCUCAAAAAAGUGUCAUCAUUUUGAUUGUUCUGCUUUCAUGAACAGACAUGCCGUUUACUGCAGCAGAAAAGGCCUUCUGUGUGUUGAAGUACGCCCAAACUCAGUCAAAUGUGAAUGUGUGAUGUGAAUUUGGUAGAAAAUUUCAUAAACAAGCGACAACAGGAAAGCAGAUUUGGACGUGGCAUUAGAAGUUUCAAGAGGAAGGCUGUUUGUGUCGGGAAAAACAAACUCCAGAACCGACUUGAUGUGUGCUGCGUCACAAACGGCGUUCAUGUUGAACAUCUGUAAUAACUUUGGAACAUUAUAAAAUUACCAUCCCCCAGAAUUUUUCAUUUGAAACUUGUAGAAUAAAACAUUUUAUGUCCACAAUAAAUCCUAUUCAGUAUCAUUUCUCCUGACCGUGUAGUCACUCCGAUAUGGACAUCUGAAAUGAUGUCAGUUUUUUUGGGACACCCUGUAUAUAUAUUGUAUCCGUUCGUCGUCCGUCUGUCCGUAUGCGCAAAAACUGUGGCGUGGACUGAAGGCCGAGGGUUUUCAAGUGCGGUCAUGUGAUGUUUAUUUGUGUCUCAGCUCUGAUACAUGAUAGCAUAUAAUUUUUCACUUUUCAUUUUUCUAAUAUUAAUAUCCUCCUGAGACCCAGGAAACCAAAACUUUGGCUUUUUUACAUUAAAUAAUUGUCUUGAUUGGAAACAGCAUAAUGUAAUGGUCUUUCUGACUUUUAAAAUUUUUUCAUGAAAUAUCUUUUGCAGUGGACAGUGUUUUGUGUAUUUUAUAUAACUCUGUCUUUGUAUAACUCCUGUCCCCUACAGAAGACAAAAAUGUUUUGCUGCCUCUCCAGAUGAUAUAUUCUAUAAUUAAUAUUCACAUUUAUUUUAUGCAUUUACAUAAUUUCACUUUUUCAUAUAGUGCAUUUAUUUGAAUUAUUGUCCAUAAAUUUGACAUAAAUACUCUUUAUCUGUCAUGACUGAAACCAGUGUUUUAUGUCUCAUUCAUUCACAUGGAUUUCUGUGCUUUAAACUAAUAAUUUGAGUUUUUUUUCUGUCAAAUAUCAAUAAACUGAGAUUAAACUGAGACUGAAGAAAAAAUUUAGAAACUAAGAUAUUUUUUCAACCAUUAUUUAAGCAGAGUCGACAGUUUCAACUGUUGUUUAUGAGUUCCAGAGUGAACAUGUUGAUUAGAAACUCUGUCAGUGGUUAAAUGGUUUAUUUUCUGUCUCAUAUGUUGUGAUUUCAUAUCGACACUGAGGAUCAGGUUGAAAAUAUUCUGUCCAUUAUGUAUCAAAUCUGACAUAAAAGUCUUAAUAUCAGACCAGUUGAGGUAAAUCUUUACGCCGACGACACUGUUGUUUAUUCUUAUAAAAGUAUCAAAGACAGCUUUGGAUAAAUACAGUUACAUUUAUUACAUUAUUUCUUUUAUUGUUCAGUCUAUUAUAAUUUUAUUAUUAAGUCUUUUUCAUAAACUUGUCCAUUAUAUUUUUAAUAGUCAUUAAUAGUCAGUAAAUGAACAGACUGUGUUAGUGAAUGACUUAGUGAUGUUUAAUAUUUUUCUUGUUAACGUGGUGAAAUAAUGUGACAUGAAGAGGCCGUGGUUCUGUUUGUACAAAUAAAUAAACCAACCUUUGAUCAAA